This is a messenger RNA of Peromyscus maniculatus bairdii (prairie deer mouse), 988 nucleotides long. The record is from RefSeq and is a predicted model, not a curated record. Lineage: Eukaryota; Metazoa; Chordata; Mammalia; Rodentia; Cricetidae.
AGAUAUGCCUUCGCCACUGCUCAUGUACAUGGAGAAAUCUACAGAAGAAGAGGCCUCUUGACCUCGGAGGGUAAGGAAAUUAAAAACAAAAAAGAAAUUUUAGACCUCUUAAAGGCAUUGUUCCUCCCGCAUCAGCUCAGCAUCAUACAUUGUCCGGGGCACCAAAAAGAUGACUCUGUCGUAGCACGGGGAAAUCGGCUGGCUGAUCUAACAGCCCGGACAGUCGCCUUACAAUCCCCAAGGGGCGACCAGCUGUUGGUCUUGCAGGACCAACAGCCAAGUAGAGACCCCAUGUCUUACAGCCCGGAGGACCAGGAACUAGCAAAGAAAAUGGGGGCGAAAUGGAGCCCCGAGCGACAAGCUUAUAUAAUGGAUGACAAAUUAGUUAUGCCAACCUCCCAUACCAAAUACAUGCUCAAGUUCCUCCACGUGUUAACCCAUUUGAGCAAAAACAAGAUGAGGGCCCUUCUGGCUGAUGAGGCUUCGGACACUGUAUUAUUGAAUCAGGAACAGGUCCUCCAACAGGAGACUUCCAGCUGCCCUGCUUGUGCCCAAGUUAAUCCAGGAAAAGCCCAUCUGAGCAGAGGGAGCCACCUGCGAGGUCACCGCCCUGGAGUCCAUUGGGAACUUGACUUCACCGAGGUAAAACCCGGACUAUAUGGAUAUAAAUACCUUCUGAUUUUUGUAGACACAUUUUCAGGGUGGAUGGAGAUCUUCCCUACCAAGAAGGAGACCGCUAACGUGGUAACCAAGAAGCUCCUAGAAGAAAUUUUUCCCAGCCCUACCCUAGAGGUACACCUCCAAGCCCUCCAGCUGGUGCAAAAGACGGUGUGGAAACCCCUGGCGGAUGCCUACCAGGAGCAACUGAAUCGCCCGGUGGUGCCUCACCCAUUCAAGAUUGGGGACUCUGUCUGGGUCCGACGCCAUCAAUCCAAGAACCUAGAGCCGAGGUUGACGGGAUAGCGGCUUGGGUCCACGCGUCGCAUGU